CAGCACGUUUCUAAGGUCGGAUUUUAAUGGAAAUUCCGUCCUUAUUUUAUUUUUACUAAAUAAGUAUUUGAACGUAAAAUAAAUUGUACAGACCUAUUAUUAAAAAUGAAAUGAGGAUAUUUGUCUCUGAUUGGUCAGACUGGAUCAAGAGCAAGCAACAGGUUUUCUGCAUGACCGGUUUAAUACAUUGACCUUGGGUGAAGGUCAUAUUGAUCAAGAUUCUGGAGUUUAUGUUCCUGAUAGUGAUCUGAACUGUGUAACCAUGCCGACUAGAAGACGACCAAGAUCACCAUCAUCUGACGAUACACGUGCCAAAAGAGCUCGAGUCACAAACUGGUCCAAGAGAGAGCCAGUCAGUUCAUCUUCAUUCAGUUCUAAACGAUGUGAAGCUUGGUUUCACGAAUAUACAAGUCCAGAUGAGGAUGAAAUUAGUCCAGAAGGAAUGGAGAAAUUUUGUGAAGAUAUUGGAGUUGAACCAGAAAAUAUUGUUAUGUUGUCAUUAGCAUGGAAAUUAAAAGCCAAUAGAAUGGGAUAUUUUACUGCUGAAGAAUGGGCCAAGGGGAUGAAGGAUAUUCAAUGUGAUAGUACAGAAAAACUACAACAGAAACUCGACUACCUCAAAACACUUCUCGAUCAUCCCGUUCAUUUUAAAAAUAUUUACAGAUAUGCGUUUGAUUUCGCAAGAGAGAAAGAUCAGAGAAGUAUGGAUAUAGACACGGCUAAAGCUAUGUUAUCUCUAGCUCUCGGUAAACAUUGGUCCUUGUAUGGUUCCUUCCAUCAAUUCUUAGAGCAAUCGAAAUAUAAAGUAAUAAAUAAAGAUCAGUGGUGUAAUAUUUUAGAAUUCAGUCGUUCUGUGGCUGCAGAUUUAUCUAAUUAUGAUGAAGAUGGGGCCUGGCCAGUGUUAUUGGAUGAGUUUGUCGACUGGUUUAAAGAACAAAAGAAAAAUAGUUGAAUGAAUGAUGUAACUUCCUGUCUGUCCGUGCUAUAAUUACUGGUAGUGCAAAAGAAAGUAGACUUAUGACCUACCUAUUGGCUAGCUCAUUUCAUACAUUAUAUCUUUCAAAGAUUGAUAUAAAAUCCCAUCUGUCCUUCAGUAUUUGUCCAUAUUCGUGAAGCAAUGGUUUCAAGUAUUAGUAGUUUACUGACCACUGAUGUUCCUGAUUAAUUAUCUUCCUGUGAGUGUGGCUCCUUGUUUGACUUUGUGAAUUGGACGCUUUAUCUUAAUACAGUUGCCAAUUUAUUUAAGUUUUUAUUAUUUCUGUAAUACAGCUCAAAAUGAUAUGAACUAGACAUUUCCAAAAAGCUUUUAGAACUAUCAAUUAUUUGGAUUGAUCGUCAAGCUAACUUGAAAACCAAUCAAUAAAAGAGAAUCAUCUUUAAGUAUUAUCGAUAGUAGUGGUAGUGAAUGCUUGUUACUAUAGCUUUAGGAAUAUGGAACCUAUAUGACUGGAUUAUUUUGGGUAAGAUGGCUUUUUAAAUCAUCCAAUUGGCAGUGAGCAUGGCCAUUGUUAGGUUGUUUGAAUGUUGUUCAUUUUAAAUACUGGUAUAAAAUAUAUAAUAGUAUAGAGUAUGUUUAUAUUAUAGGGCAAAUUACGCUUUAUCUAUAAGAUUAUUAUCACACCCAUAACUUUAGCCAUGUUUCUUUCACCACUAUCCUGUAAUGAAUUCGUCAAGAAUUAAUGCUUGAAUAUUCAAAUUGCUCAUCUUGAACUUUGUAUGAUCUGGGAUUUCCAAUGAAUGAAAUGAGAGUAAAUUCAGUUGGAUUUAUUGAAAUCAAACAUAACCUUAUAUAUGGUCUAUUGUCAAAUUUUAGUUAUCAUGCUUUGAUGAUAUAUAUAUAUAUAUAUAUAUAUAUAUAUAUACAGUAUAUUAUAUAUGGUCCUCCAAUGCCUCCAUGAUCAUUUUGUCUUUAAUGUAACUCAUAAAUCAGUCACCAAUUUACUCAAAUGUUGACAUGUCAACGUGUAUAUAUGUAUUGUCUAGUUUAACUAACAAUUUUAUCAGAUGUAGAUUUCAAAUAAUUAAUAUCACUUAAUCUUUAAGUACAUUUCUGAAUUAAAUGUACAUUGUCCAUGUGAUAGAAAUACAGACUUAAUAAUUCAUUCCUUAUAGGCAAAGGGAAACAAAAAUAUUUGAUAUUGCUCCAGUUGUGGAUGAGGGAGGGGGAGAUUACUCUUCUGGAAACACCUCAUACCACUUCAUAUUUAUUUGGAAAGUUCACACAGCCAACAAAAUAUUGUACUUUUGUAUAAAGAUCUAAAACAAAAUUGUACUUUUGUAUAAAAAUCAAAACAAAUAUUGUACUUUUGCAUACAGCUCUAAAACAAAACUGUAUAAAGAUCUAAUUGUACUUUUGUAUAAAGAUACAGAAAAAUAUUGUACUUUUUGUAUGAAGGUCCAAAACAAAAUUGUACUAUUGUUUUAAACCCCAAAACAAAAUUGUACUAUUGUUUUAAACCCCAAAACAAAAUUGUACUUUUGUAUAAAGAUCCAAAACAAACUGCUACUUUUUUAUAAAGAUACAUCAUGAAAUUGUGUAUUUUAAUUGGACCGAUGAAAGUGAUUAACUUAUUGAAAUAACUGACUCUCAGAUGUAAAAUGAAAAGAAAUGUGUUUUCUAAUAGUAUAUGAAUGAAUAAGUUUAUUAUUUUUAUAGAGUAUGUCCGAAUCUGUGGGAAAAUGUCGUUGAAAUACUUUUUUGAAUAUUUGCUAAGAAUAUGUGGAGUCAAGACUUAAAAAGGAAAGAGCAUCUUUUUUGUUUUAAAAAAGAAAAAAAAAAAGAAAUGAUGCAUGGUUUUUAUUAGAUCUUAGUUGAUUUGUGGGGUUCUAUUUUAAUGUCAGUCCAUGCUGUAUGUUUGAAAUUUGAUAUUCUUAAAUUUUGUUAAUUUUGAGAUAUAGCAGGGACCUGAUUCACCAAAACGUAAACUAAAAUGUUUUAAGAAUUCUUUCACUAUGUAAGAUCCAGAAUCUGUGCUAGGAUUUUAUCUCUCCAUCCAUAAAAAAUCUGCAUUAAAAUAUUUGAGUUAAAGUUUUUAUAAAUAAAGACCCUAAACAGUAAUCAAAUGUUGACAGUCUUAUGGUUAAAGGUUCUGGUUAAAACAAAAUACUAUCAAUGCUAGCUAUAACAGUAGAUAUCAAGACUGUUUUCAUCUAUUAAAACUAAACAAAUGUUAAAGAUGCAUUAUGUAACAUUUUUAAGAAGAGUUGGACGUUCAUGCUUUUAUAGUUCACAAAAUAGAUAAUGAAAAAUAAAUAUUUUGAAAUUGCUUUUAAAUUACAUUAUUCUUGGCGAAGUUAUGACCGGUUAAAGAUGUAGCGUUACAUGUUCAAUAUCGUAGCAACCGUACUCGACAAUCAAGACUUCGCCUCCAUUGUCCAUUUUUAUUGUUAAAUUUUCAAAUCUUGCAGAUAGUUAAAUCCAUUUAAUCUCGGGCAUUUGAUCUAUGUUCUAUAGGGACAUGAUGAUAGGCUUGUUUUGUGAAUAAAUGUCUAAAUAAAAGUUUAUAUAACAUUUGAUCGAAACCUAAAGAAAGACCUGCAAAGGACAGAUUUAGCACUUACUGAAUGUGUCUUUAACAAUUGGAAUAGAAAAGAUUAUAUGAUGUAUUUAAGUCUAGUGGUUUUAACUAAUCUUUUGCUUUUGCCUGGUUGACUUGUUAUUAUACGCCCACAUUGAAAUGGGGUCGUAUAUUGUCGUGGCUAACCGUCCAGCGGUCCGGCAUCCACAAGCAAUUGUUAACGCUCUAGAGGCUAAAGUUAAUAUCAGAAUCAGAUUGACUUUAAAUUUAUUUGCAGCGAUUUCAGAUAAUUACUGUCAGAGUUAAGGCCGUUGAACACUUUGAAAAAUCUUGUGGACGCUCUAGAGGCUAAAGUUAAUAUCUGAUUGACUUUAAAUUUAUACACAGCAUUUAAGGUCACGAGACGAAGAACCCUUUUGAUUUCAGAUAGUUACUGCCACAGUUGUGGCCCUUAAUCUCUUUGAAAUUUCUUGUUGACGCUCUAGAGGCUAAAGUUAAUAUCCAAUUGAUUUUAAAUUUAUACACAGUGUUAAGGUCAUGAGACGAAGGAGUCUAUUUAUUUUCAACUAUUUCCCUUAACUAUGGCCCUUAAUCACUUUGAAAUAUCUUGUGGACACUGUAGAGGCUAAAGUUGAUAUCCAAUUGACUUUAAAUUUAUACACAACAGCUUUUAAGGCCAUGAGACGAAGAAGCCUAUUCAUUUUCAACGAUUUCUGGUAAUUACUGCCAAGAGUUAAGGCAUUUGAUCACUUUGAGGCUAAAGUUAAUAUCUUAUUGACUUACUUCUUCACAGUGUUUAAGGUCAUGAGACAAAGAAAUCCUAUUCAUUUUCAACUAUUUCCGAUAAUUACUGUCAGUGUUAAGCCUUUGAUUAGUUUAAAAAAUCUUGUAGACACUCUCUAGAGGCUAAAAAUCCAUUUCAUUCAUUCACUCACUCUAGAGAAGUUAAUACAAACUGUCUUACAAAAUGUGGGCGUAUCUUGCCAGCAACCGCUGGUUAAAUUAAAUCAUUAAAUGGCUGAACUGUUCUAGUCUACUUAAAAUCAGAGUCAUCUGCUGCCAUCAAAAGUUGAUUAUGGUCUUGUCAUGUAAAUAAAUGUCUAAUUAAUGAUUUAUAUAACAUUUAAGGUGUAAAGAAAGACCUGCAGUAGGCUGAUUUAGCUCUUACAUAAUGUAUUUUUAAUUAAAUGUUAAAUACAACAUUUUAGCAUGGAUUAAUCUGUGAAAAAUUUGAUGUUAUCCGAAAAAUGGAUGGGAAUGACGAUCAGCUGUUGUAUGCAUGUAUUGAUGAAUUAAAUUUUUAGUUUUAUAUUUCUUGGCUCUGUGUGUUCCUAUUCGAUAAAAUAUUUGUGUUAUAUUUUAUGGUGCAUUUAUUCUCUGCUAUCUUAUUGUGAGUGAGAAAUCUUUUUCUAUUUUGAAAACCUAGAGCUGAUAGUAUUUAAAGUUUUAUUAGGGCGAAGUCAAGACACAUUGUUAUUCCUUAAUAAACUGAAUAAAAUUUGGUCUUAAAGACUGUUCAGUGUUUGUGAUGCCACUGAAUAAAGUUAACAGCAAUUAUCUGAGUGGGGGGAUAUACAGCGGCCAAAUGUUUCCAUAACGCAGUGACUUGCUGUACAGGUCAGACCUUAUUGUUAACCCCAUUGACUAGUUUCACCUGACCAACCUUUUCCUUAACUCCAGAAACUUGCUGUGUAGGGAUUCACAUACGCAAUCCCUGUUGGUUAAAUUCAGUGCCUCGCUGUGCAGUGUUUAUCAUCGACCAAAAAUUUCCAUUAACCCUAGUGACUUCAAUGAGAAAAUAAAAACACAAAAAAAAACAUUGUGUAGAAAUUAUUGAAAUGCUAAUUUGAAGUAAUAUUUUAUAAGAACAUUUGAAAAAGAUAAUGUGUUUUGGGUUUUUUUUUUUCUUUCUUGUAUUUAUGUAUUAAUUGUUUUUAAGUUUUGUUAUUUUAUUCUUUAAAUACUCCAGAAGGAACCUUAAUAAUAUUAUAUGGACGACAUUUCAGCUCAGACUUAAGCUUUUGAUUCUUAACAACUGCCACUUGGUUGGAAUCACUGUGUUAUGAUAUGAUUAUUAAUUUUGUUAUUUGUAUAUCAGAAGUGACAUUUUUACACCAAUGGCUAUAUUUGUACACCAAAAUUUGAAUAAUGAUCUGAAAUGUCUUCAAUAUUGUUACACCUGAGUAUAAAUAAAAGUUCUUCCAUUUCA
Molecule: messenger RNA, 5727 nt
Organism: Patella vulgata (common limpet)
Lineage: Eukaryota; Metazoa; Mollusca; Gastropoda; Patellidae
Product: DCN1-like protein 4
Exons: 10
Coding region: 263-952 (229 amino acids)
Biological process (GO): protein neddylation; positive regulation of ubiquitin-protein transferase activity
Cellular component (GO): ubiquitin ligase complex
Molecular function (GO): ubiquitin-like protein binding; cullin family protein binding; ubiquitin conjugating enzyme binding
Source: RefSeq, a predicted model, not a curated record